UGUAUUCGGCUCGGGUCAGGCGGAUAUGAGGCUCCGCGGCGUGUGACGUCUCUCCCCGUGUCAUUGGUGAAUGACCGAAGAUGGCGAGCGGUAGACUGUUCGGCCGGCUGCUCUUGCAGCAGGCUGGGGUCCGACACUGUUAUACCGGAAACAGGAAGCAUCUCUACAUCACCAAGGACACUAAGGUCAUCUGCCAGGGCUUCACAGGAAAGCAGGGCACCUUCCACAGUCAGCAGUCUCUGGACUAUGGCUCUAGGUUAGUUGGAGGAGUUUCUCCUGGGAAAGGGGGAAAGACCCACCUGGGCCUGCCCGUCUUCAACUCAGUGAAGGAGGCUAAAGCAGGAACGGGAGCAGAGGCCAGCGUGAUUUACGUCCCUCCGCCGUUCGCGGCAGCCGCCAUCAUAGAGGCCAUCGACGCAGAGAUCCCCCUGGUGGUCUGCAUCACGGAGGGCAUCCCCCAGCAGGACAUGGUGCGCGUCAAACACAGGCUGCUCCGCCAGGGCAUCACCCGUCUCAUCGGGCCCAACUGCCCCGGCGUCAUUAACCCAGGAGAGUGCAAAAUCGGGAUCAUGCCUGGACACAUUCACAAGAAGGGGAGAAUUGGCAUCGUCUCAAGAUCAGGCACCCUGACGUAUGAAGCUGUGCACCAAACUACACAAGUGGGCCUGGGCCAGUCGCUCUGCAUCGGCAUCGGCGGAGAUCCGUUCAACGGCACCAACUUCAUCGACUGCCUGGAGGUGUUCCUGAAGGACCCUAAAACAGAGGGCAUCAUUCUGAUCGGGGAGAUCGGAGGCAACGCGGAGGAGAACGCGGCCGACUACCUUAAAGCGCACAACACUGGUGCCAACGCGAAGCCUGUGGUGUCAUUCAUCGCCGGACUCACGGCUCCCCCUGGCAGGAGGAUGGGUCACGCAGGGGCCAUCAUUGCUGGAGGAAAGGGCGGAGCCAAAGAGAAGAUUUCUGCCCUGCAGUCGGCUGGAGUGGUGGUUAGCAUGUCCCCAGCACAGCUGGGAAGCACAAUGUUUAAGGAGUUUGAGAAGAGGAAGAUGCUGUAAGGAAAGCGAGGGCAGCUCACCUCCCCUCCUGCUACGACGCACAGUGUUUUUUCAGACGUGCUUUCCAGUCUUGUCUCCGUUUCCGCGCACCUCUCCAGAAGAAAUCGAUAGAUCUCUCUCUCUCUCUUUCAUCGUUGUCACUCACCACCUCCUUUUUAACACACGAGCAGCACAGUCAGAUAUCCAGCGGCUCUUAUUAUCCUGCUGCUGAUAAAAUAACGCUAAUCUCACAGGUGGGUCUAGAGUUGACACAGUGUGUGUGUGUGUAACCAUCAAUGCACCAGCGCGGGUUUAAAGAAAAUAAAAAAUCUGUGUGUGUUUGGUUCACUCGCUCCAUUAUUCAAAUGUGGAAAUGUAUCAAAUAUAGUUCUCUUGCCUCCA
Molecule: messenger RNA, 1436 nt
Organism: Astyanax mexicanus (Mexican tetra)
Lineage: Eukaryota; Metazoa; Chordata; Actinopteri; Characiformes; Acestrorhamphidae
Gene: suclg1
Product: succinate-CoA ligase GDP/ADP-forming subunit alph
Exons: 9
Coding region: 81-1055 (324 amino acids)
Biological process (GO): tricarboxylic acid cycle
Cellular component (GO): mitochondrion; succinate-CoA ligase complex (ADP-forming)
Molecular function (GO): succinate-CoA ligase (GDP-forming) activity; succinate-CoA ligase (ADP-forming) activity
Source: RefSeq, a predicted model, not a curated record